AUGCUGCGUCGAAAAUACGGACAGGCUGGACUUAGACAUGGCGACGACCUCAUCGUGACACCAUUCGCUCAGUUGCUCGCUAGCCUUCGAAAUGUCCGAGCAAAUCUCAUUUCCAUCGCCAACAUCCAGUCGAUGGAUGAUGGGCCGUCACGCGAAUCGCACGGCGAAGCGACCACCGCUUCACAACACCCCGUUGCCCGAGAACAGGAACUCGACUGGUGUUUGGAUCAAUUGGAAACGAUUCAAACCCAUCGUUCCGUCUCGGAAAUGGCCUCCAGCAAGUUCCGAAAGAUGCUCAACAAGGAGCUCAGCCAUUUUGCUGAGUCCUCAAAAUCCGGAACUCAGGUGUCUAAAUUUUUAAUUACUACCUAUAUGGACAAAGAUGAUGACGACCCUACGAUCGAGAUCGAAGUGCCUGGAGAGGGACCGUCAACAUCGUCUCCGCAGCUUUCGAUGGGUCUUUUAAAGAAAGCGCAAACGGCGGCUAUGAAUCGAAUUUCUGGUGUACGUAAACUGAGAGCGCCCUCUCAUGAAGGUCAUCUGCCCGAAUAUGGAGUGCCUUGUGCCAAAGAGGUCGCAGUUUACAUGCAACAGCUUAACGAUUGGGGACCGGAUGUCUUCAAGAUCGAUGAGCUGUCCAAGAAUCACGCCCUCACCACUAUCACCUAUGCGCUGUUCCGGGAACGAGGUCUUAUCAAGACGUUCGAGAUCCCGUCGUCUGUGUUCGUCACGUAUCUGCUGAACCUUGAACACCAUUAUCGAUCAAAUCCUUAUCACAAUCACAUUCAUGCCGCCGACGUUGCUCAGUCAAUGCAUGUAUUGCUCACUUCUCCCGUGCUCACCGAAGUUUUCUCUGAUCUCGAGGUAAUGGCGGCGAUAUUCGCCGGUGCCAUCCAUGACGUCGACCAUCCGGGCUUCACCAAUCAGUACCUUAUCAAUUCUAGUGAGUGUUUUUCGAUC
Molecule: messenger RNA, 960 nt
Organism: Ostertagia ostertagi
Lineage: Eukaryota; Metazoa; Nematoda; Chromadorea; Rhabditida; Trichostrongylidae
Source: the annotation of a GenBank genome assembly